AUGAAUACAGACCACCUGUUUGGAAAUCUUACUUGUAUCAGUUGCAACAGGAAGCUCCCCAUCCUAGAAGGAUAACCUGCACUUGUGAGGUAGAGAACAGACCCAAAUAUUAUGGAAGAGAAUUCCAUGGGAUGAUCUCAAGGGAGGAAGCUGACCAAUUAUUAAGUGUUGCAGAGGGAAGCUAUCUCAUUCGUGAAAGCCAGCGGCAACCUGGAACCUACACUUUGGCAUUAAGAUUUGGAAGUCAAACCAGAAACUUCAGACUCUACUACGAUGGAAAGCACUUUGUUGGGGAGAAACGUUUUGAGUCCAUCCAUGACCUGGUGACAGAUGGAUUGAUUACUCUUUAUAUUGAAACGAAGGCAGCUGAAUACAUUGCCAAGAUGACAAUAAAUCCAAUUUAUGAACACAUAGGAUAUACAACUUUAAACAGAGAGCCAGCACACAAAAAACACAUGCCAACCCUGAGAGAUGAACAUGAUGGCAAAGAGUCUACAGGAGAGGAUGAGGUAGCAGAAAAGAGGUUGACGUCGCUGGUCAGGAGAGCGACUCUGAAGGAAAGCGAGCAUGUUCCGAAAUACGAGAAGAUUCACAAUUUCAAGGUGCACACGUUCAGGGGCCCGCACUGGUGUGAAUACUGCGCCAACUUUAUGUGGGGCCUCAUUGCUCAGGGAGUAAAAUGUGCAGAUUGUGGUUUAAAUGUGCACAAGCAGUGUUCCAAGAUGGUCCCAAAUGACUGCAAGCCAGACCUGAAGCAUGUCAAAAAGGUGUACAGCUGUGACCUUACGACGCUAGUAAAAGCACACUUCACGAAGAGACCAAUGGUAGUAGAUAUGUGCAUUAGGGAAAUUGAAUCUAGAGGUCUUAAUUCUGAAGGACUAUACAGAGUCUCAGGAUUUAGUGAUCUUAUCGAAGAUGUCAAAAUGGCGUUUGACAGAGAUGGGGAAAAAGCUGAUAUUUCUGUGAAUAUGUAUGAAGAUAUCAAUAUUAUCACUGGUGCACUUAAACUGUACUUCAGGGAUUUGCCAAUUCCACUCAUCACAUAUGAUGCCUACCCAAAGUUUAUAGAGUCUGCAAAAACCACCGAUCCGGAUGAACAGCUGGAAAUUCUCCAUGAGGCGCUGAAACUGCUCCCGCCAGCACACUGUGAAACGCUACGGUAUCUCAUGGCACAUCUGAAGAGAGUAACGCUCCACGAAAAGGAAAAUCUGAUGAGUGCAGAGAAUCUGGGCAUUGUUUUUGGACCAACUCUUAUGAGAGCGCCAGAACUGGAUGCGAUGGCUGCGUUGAAUGACAUCCGUUAUCAGAGACUUGUGGUGGAGAUGCUUAUAAAAAAUGAAGACAUUUUAUUUUGAAUAUUUUGGGGGUUUUGUAAUAAAAAUGGAAGCAACAGUGAUAAAAAUGAAGAAACUCUUUGUCGUUUCUGUAGUGCCAUUCAGCUGAUGUUGAAAAAGGUUAACACAUACUUUCCAGUACUAGUAAUCCUGGGUGUUUAUCAUGUUAAAAUAAAAAACAAAAAGCCUAAAGCUAUUGCAUGAUUUGCUCCCUGUUCUCCCUGUUCUGGUGAGACUCAUUCCAUGAAGAAAACAACUGAACUGGUGCAGCAUCUUUGUUCUGGAUAGUUUGUGAGUGUAAUUCAGCAUGUUUCUCCCUGUAAACCUGUUGUGAAUUUGCUUUUAUGUUCUAUGUAAUUGGUUUUCUUUACUAAAAAGAAGGCUGACUUAUGUGAAAUGGAGCCUCUGGCAGUUUAUUGACGUGUCAUACAAUUCUCUGCCACUUUUGGGGCCAAUUUCUUCUUGGGUUUCUUUCAGUUUUUCAUCAUAUAGGAAUUUGUUUUUAACAGAAACAAAAUGUGUACUUUAAAUGUUACUUUAAGUAAUUCUCCACGAUCUUUAUGGUGGUUGCAGCGAAAUCUGCAAUGCUGAGCAGUGUUCCUUUAUUAUUAUUGCUAUUUCAAUUGUAAUUUUGUAUUUUUAUCUGGCAUGCAUAUGUUAAUUUAUUAAAUUUUGCUUUUAGAACUCUAA
This is a messenger RNA of Opisthocomus hoazin, 2024 nucleotides long. Lineage: Eukaryota; Metazoa; Chordata; Aves; Opisthocomiformes; Opisthocomidae. The record is from RefSeq and is a predicted model, not a curated record.